AUGGAUUCUAACACCUUACAAAGACUACCGGACCUGAUUCAUGGAAUACAAGUCCCAGACACAUACCCUGGCGUCUCCAAUUUCAUAAACACCACAGCUGUUGCAAUCUACGGCGACGCAUCACAUCCUGUUGCUUUUCGCCUGGGAAAUGGUGGUGCUGGUCAUACUGGUAUCCUUCGUCUACUCUGUGAGACCUUCAUCACUUCUCGAGGAGGCGGCUUUUCAAUCGAAUGGGUAUCGAACCACAGUCGGCACUCGCAGGUGGCCUUGCUUGGAGAUAUCGUUCAAGUGGCUUUGACGUAUGAGCCUGCUUACGAGGAUUUGUCUGUUCGUGAGGGCUGGGCCAAGAGGGUGACCAAGGUGUUCAAUGACCAUUUCAUCUUGGUUGGGCCGGAGUCUAAUUUAGCUGGUGUGAUUAUCGACGGCAAGAUCUCAGAUGCCAUGAGAGCUAUUGUGACAUACGGUUCCUCACGUCCACAAGGUCAGAAGACCGGAGUCUUCCAUACUCGAGGCGAUGGAUCAGCAACUUUCUACAAGGAGCUCGCCCUCUUCAAGCGUGCUGGCAUCGAUGUAGUGACGACAAAGUCGUGGAGAGUCACCAAACCAGGGACACCGUAUGAAGCCUUGAUGAGGGCGGAUCGCGAAGGGGCUUACAUCAUCACGGAUCGAGCAACAUAUCUGACAGCCAAGCGUGACGAAGUGUUGGCGAGCACAGUACCGUUGAUCGAGGGUGGUCCCGAACUGCUCAAUCCCUGUUCAGCACUCAUCAAUACUAGAGCUCCCCACAAUGCACGAGCGAGGGAGUUUGCUGCUUGGCUGGGGGGCGAGGAAGUUCAGCAGAUAGUCAGAAGGUACGGGCAGGAGUGGUCUGUCGCAACGCCCAUCUUCACACCUGCGACCCAAGACGAUAUGAUCAGGGCAGAAAGAUUGGUAUCAAAGCUGUAG
Aureobasidium namibiae CBS 147.97 is the source of this 945-nucleotide messenger RNA. RefSeq lists its product as uncharacterized. The record is from RefSeq and is a predicted model, not a curated record. Bases 1 to 945 code for a protein of 314 amino acids. The transcript has 2 exons. NCBI's taxonomy places the organism in Eukaryota, Fungi, Ascomycota, Dothideomycetes, Dothideales, Saccotheciaceae.